Messenger RNA from Pedinophyceae sp. YPF-701, 1176 nucleotides. The record is from the annotation of a GenBank genome assembly. NCBI's taxonomy places the organism in Eukaryota, Viridiplantae, Chlorophyta, Pedinophyceae.
AUGAGCCCCGUUCGCCGUGCUCUGCGGUGCCAGGCCGUGGGAGGGCGGAGCCGGGGACAAGGACCGCGGAAGCCAGCGGAGCGCGCGCGUCCGGGGCGUCUGCCCAAGCUGAAGCGGCCGGACAACGGCUACUUCGCGCCCGUGGACCCCAACCUCCCCGUGUACACGCCGAAGCCCCGCGGCAGCGCAGACCCUCUCAAGAAGGGCGGGAGGUGGGACGAGGAGUUCAUUUGGAACACGAAGUGGGAGGACGCGCUGGACUUCGAGGCCGACAAGAAGAGGCAGCGCGAGGAGUACCUGGCACAGCAGGAGGCCGGGCCGCCCCGCGAGGCCGAGGCCGCGCCCGGCACGAUCGGCUUCGGGCGCGUGAAUGCGCUGAACGACCUGAGCGUGGACCUGUCCGCGCAGCUCGCCGAGGCCGGGAGGAAGAAGGAGGAGCGGGCAGGAGCGGGGGCGGCGGCGAGCGCGAACACGAUCCAGAUGCGCCCCGUGAAGCCGUCUGCGGGCGAGGGGUACGGCACGAUUCCGUCGCAGGGCGAGUCGCGGCGGUGGACGCGGUCGUCGAAGUUUGAGGGGCAGGGCAGCGGCAAGGGGCAGCCGAUCGCUGCGGCGAGCGAGGAGGCCGAGAUCGCCGCGGAGGAGGCCGAGAGGGCCCGCGUCCGGUACGAGCAGCUCAAGGCGGAGACGCAGGCGUGGAACCUCGGCGCGACGGUCGUCGGGACCGUCCUCACUCUGGCCUUCUACUCGCGCGACGUCUCGGCGAGCUACCUCAUCGGCGCGCUCGGCGGCACGAUCUACCUCCGCCUGCUCAACAAAUCCGUCGACUCAGUCGGAGGCGUGGGCGGCGUCCCCGUCGGCGGCGGGCUCGGCGGCAACCGCCUGCUGAUCCCCGUGAUCUUCGUGCUGGGCCUCAACCGCUUCAACCAACUCAAGGCCGACGAGCUGGGCAUCCACCUCGAGCUGUUGCCGAUGCUGGCGGGCUUCUUCACGUACAAGAUCGCGGUGAUCGCGAGGCAGAGUCUGGAGCUGGCGCGGGAGUGGUCCAAGGACGGGGAGGUCGAGGAGGCGGCGAGCGAGGGCGCGGACGGCGCGCCGCGCACGCGGCUGCCGUCCACGGCGGCCGCCGACGCCACCAGCGUGGACAGGGCCUUCACGCAGCGCAUCCUGAGGGGAUGA